AUGGCUCGCGGUGGUGCCAAGCGCUCCCUCGAGGAGAUCGUGAACAUGUCCGACUCCGCCGACGAAGACUGGAGCGAAGGUUCCGACCGCAUAUCGCGACGCCCUGGCCGCAAAUCCCAGUCGAGUCCGAAGAAGAAGUCACGGCCCUCAAAGAAGCGCCGCCGUGGUUCUGACGUUGUCUCGGACGAUGCUAGUCUAAGCGAUGACCUUUCGUUGGAAGAGUCUGAGGAAGACUUCGAUGACCCUAAUGUCCCACGCAAUGCGCGAGGAACGGCGCGUCGUCGAACCACCCAGACGAAGAGGACAUACGAAGAGCCGUCUGACGAGGAAGAGGAGUCAUUUGGGGAUGAUGAGGAUGGCGAGAACCCGGAAAUCUCAUCCCCUCCACCAAAGAAACCUACAGUUGUCACUUUGAAGAUUCGGCCUGAGAUCCUCUCGCAGCCGGAUCUCAUGACUCGACGAACUACCCGCCGGACCCGGGGCGCUUCCGAGGAUAUGUACGCGCUGACCAAUUCGGGGAAUCAUAUGGAGACUGUCGAACGGGGUACUGUGAGCCCCGAGACUGGUAUGCAGCGCCGCAAAAACAGCCGGGCGUUCAAGGCGCCCGUUAUCCAUGAAGAAAUCGUUGAAACGACUGAAAUCCAAGCAUCUCUGGAGAUUCUAGAGAGCGAUGUCCCCCAGGAAGCUCCUGAAGGUGACAUAGUCAUCACAAACGACGGCGAGGAUGUUGAAAUGACCAAUGAAGGCGUUGUCCCCGAGUCUGAGAUUGGGGAUGCAAAGCACGAGGAGGAGGAGGAGGACGGCGAUGAUGAGGACGACGACGAAGGCCCGACUACUCGACGGCGACCUCGAACUACCCGAAAUCCCGAUCAAGAUGGAACUGUGGACGCUGAAGCGGCUGACGCCUCUGAAAGUGCCCAGGCCCGUCGUUCCAGCCGCAAGAAGCCCUCCUCCCAACGUAAAACACAGGACGAAGAAAGCGAUUUCGAACCCGAGGAAGAGGGAUCCAACGAUGAUGAUGGCUCUGAUUCCGCCGAGUCCACUCGCUCACCGCGCAAGCCUAGCCAGACCCGCGAUGAGGACGAGGAGGACAGCAGCGCCGUUGGUCGUCGUCCCGGCCUACGUAAGCGCCCUACCCAAUCCCGCGGUCACUCAGAAGUUGCCGAUGAACUUGCUGAAGAACUUGACGACCUGCGAGGUGGCCGGUCGAAACGCCGCGCCAUGCAUGAAGUCAUUUCUGAGAAACCACGCCGCAGUCGCAAGGAAGUUGAUUAUCGUCUUAUUCGACCCGAACACCUUUUGCCUAUUGAAGAUGUCGAGAAUGACUUUGUCACCGAAUCUCCCUCUCGUCGUGGACGCGGCGGAGGUGGUGGCGGCUGGCAGCGAACUCUUUUCCCGACAUAUGGACCUUUCGGCGGUGGUGGCCCAUCGGCGAUCUUAGCACCCCCGGAGCACCUGCUGCCACUGCCUGGCGGACUUGUUCCCGGUGGGCUUGUCCCUCAGACACAUUCGGCCGAUCCCGCGCAGAACCUCUCUGGAACUCCUGCCAACUUUGGCAAGGUUAAGGACAAGCAAGCAUUGGCAGACGCGGACCCCCUGGGAGUUGACAUGAAUGUCAACUUUGACAGUGUUGGAGGUCUGCAAGGCCACAUUGACCAGUUGAAGGAGAUGGUUUCGCUUCCGCUGCUAUACCCCGAGAUCUUCCAACGGUUCCAUAUCGUGCCUCCCCGUGGUGUCCUGUUCCAUGGUCCUCCUGGUACGGGUAAGACGCUCUUGGCGCGAGCUCUGGCAAACAGUGUCAGUGCGGAAGGUCGCAAGGUGACUUUCUACAUGCGAAAGGGUGCAGAUGCAUUGAGUAAAUGGGUUGGCGAAGCUGAGCGUCAACUCCGACUGCUCUUUGAAGAAGCCCGCAAGACACAGCCGAGUAUCAUCUUCUUUGAUGAGAUUGAUGGUCUCGCCCCUGUGCGAUCAAGUAAGCAGGAACAGAUUCAUGCCUCGAUUGUGUCCACUUUGCUGGCUCUGAUGGACGGCAUGGACGGCCGAGGACAAGUCAUCGUCAUUGGUGCCACCAACAGGCCCGACUCGGUUGACCCUGCGCUCCGUCGUCCUGGUCGUUUCGAUCGCGAGUUCUACUUCCCUCUUCCUAAUAAUGAAGGUCGAAGGGCUAUCCUUGAUAUCCACACCAAGGGUUGGGAUCCUCCCUUGCCGAACGACAUCAAGGAUGAACUUGCCAAUAUCACCAAGGGUUAUGGUGGUGCCGACUUGCGGGCCCUUUGCACGGAAGCCGCCAUCAAUGCCGUUCAAAGGAGAUAUCCCCAGAUUUACAAAUCUGACAAGAAGCUGGUGAUUGAUCCGAAGAACAUUGAUGUCACACCCAAGGACUUCAUGAUCGCAAUUAAGAAGAUGGUUCCUUCAUCUGAACGAUCGACUUCAUCCGGAGCAACUGCUCUACCACAAAACGUCGAGCCUCUACUUCGCAAGCAAUUGCUGGAGAUCGAGUCUUCAUUGUCUGAGAUUCUUCCCCAGCGUAAGCGACUGACUGCGCUCGAGGAAGCUCAAUUCGAGGAACCUGAAGAUGGUAACGGGUUUAAGCGAGAACAGAUCAUGCAAGAGUUUGACCGGUCACGGGUCUUCCGGCCACGCUUGCUUCUUCGGGGUGCCCAAGGUAUGGGUCAGCAUUACCUGGCGGCUGCCCUUCUGCACCAUUUCGAGGGUCUGCAUGUCCAGGCAUUCGAUCUGCCAACUCUUCUCAGUGACUCAACCCGGUCACCCGAGGCUACUGUCAUUCAACUCUUUGCAGAGGUCAAGCGCCAUAAGCCCAGUGUCAUCUACAUCCCGAACAUCCAAACGUGGUUCGAGACCGUUGGGCCUGCAGUCAUUUCCACGUUCAUGGGUCUGCUGCGAUCUGUACCGCCUACGGAUCCCGUCUUGUUGCUUGGAGUCCUCGAGUCAACCGGGGAUGACUUGGAUGCCGGUCUACUCCACAAGCUCUUCGGAUUCUCCAAGAAGAAUCUUUACGACCUGCAUGCCCCUGGUCAUCAAGCUCGAUUUGAGUUCUUCAGCAAGCUCAUUGAGUACAUCAAAACAGCGCCUUCUGACUUCCCAGACCCGGAAAAUCGGAAGAAGCGUCAGUUGGAAGAGCUGGAAGUUGCACCGCCCCCGCCUCCAAAGGCGGAGAUUCCAGUUUCCAAGAAGGAGCGCAAAGCUCAGAAGAAGAAAGAUCACCACACGCUUAACCUUCUAAAGAUCCGUAUCCAGCCUAUCAUGGACCAGAUCAAAAAGUACAAGCGAUUCCGCCAGGGUGUGGUCGAUGAAACCCAUAUUCGAUACCUUUGGGAGGAGGAAGAUCCCAAUAUCGUCACGAGUGAUCUGCCUCCUGACCCUCUGACUAGCCACCGGCCGUACGAGAAGGCUUACGACAAAAACGGCACACCUGGUCUCCGCGAGGUUGUCACUGGCAAAUUCUACUACAACAUGGAAAUCGUUACCAUGGAGAAGCGACUUUCUAAUGGCUUCUACAAACGUCCUUCUGAUUUCCUGGUUGAUAUCAAGCGGAUUGCCAAGGAUGCACGAACGCUUGGUGAACAGGAGCGGCUGCUGAGGGCCAAUGAGCUGCUGUCUAACGUCGAAGUCGAUAUCUCGACUAUCGAACAGGCGGAACCAGCUCUCGUAGCAGAGUGCGAGAAUGUUUACUUGCGCGAAUUGGCCCGUGAAAAGGAGGCUAAUGAGCGUGUGCAACGACUUCAGGAAGAGGCCGAGGCAGCAGCGUCCCGCCCCGGCACCGCAGGUGGCUUAUUCAAGAAUGAUACAGAUGAGCGCCCCGUCACUCCUACUCGGCAUGGGCAUGCAAAUGUCAGCUUCGCCAAUGGCAAUGGGUAUCAUAACGGGGGUGGCUCCGACUUGAAUGAGCCUGCGCCUCACGGGCUCAGCAACGGCUCCCAUGGCGAUGGUGACGGAGAUGUCUUCAUGACCAACUCGGAGGAUCACUCUGGUAGCAAAGACACUCAAGUCAGCUCCUUUGGCCCGUCAGCACAGCCCAAGCCGCCAUAUUCCCACACUGCGCCUUCCCAGCAGAUGCGUCGGGAGUCUGGCAUGUCUAGCUUCUCUCAGACUGGUGUGGUAACCCCCAUGGUUGCCGGGUCUCAGCCUGGAGACUACACCAACGAGGCAUCUACCACGCAGACCACUUCUGACAAGAAGUCGUCGGGACCCUCGGGACACUCUGCACACGACCACACCCAGAGUCUGCACGCGAAGAGCAUCUGCCUGAUACGCAGCAAGGUGGAAGUAGUCAGCCGUCUCCGCGACCUCGCGAGUCCCAAGCAUUGGGACACGCUGAGGAGAGUGGCCCCCCUCUCCGCAAGCCAGUCCCAUCUGCGGCCUCAGCCGCCAUUGUUUGACGCAGGUGCUUCCAAGCCCACACCGGAGCUUAUUCUUGAUCUGCAAUACGUCGAAAACCUUCACAAUCAGCUGGCGCUGCAGACCAGUGGCUCCUCUGUCGAACAACUUGAGCAGGUGAAUACUUGUCUCAUGGACUAUGUGUGGCAGAAGCGUGGUGAAUGGAACCGGACCACGGUCGCCAUGGGCAUUACCGAUACUUUCAAUGCCGUAUUAGAGGAUAUGCAGUCGGUCCAGGAGAUCGGACCCAUCAGCCAAAACACGAAGGAACGGCUGGGCAAUCCUAGUUUCUCGGUGUAA
Molecule: messenger RNA, 4698 nt
Organism: Penicillium daleae
Lineage: Eukaryota; Fungi; Ascomycota; Eurotiomycetes; Eurotiales; Aspergillaceae
Product: chromatin segregase YTA7
Exons: 4
Coding region: 1-4698 (1565 amino acids)
Biological process (GO): positive regulation of transcription by RNA polymerase II
Cellular component (GO): nucleus
Molecular function (GO): ATP binding; chromatin binding; ATP hydrolysis activity
Source: RefSeq, a predicted model, not a curated record